This is a messenger RNA of Colias croceus (clouded yellow), 656 nucleotides long. RefSeq lists its product as uncharacterized. The record is from RefSeq and is a predicted model, not a curated record. Bases 13 to 420 code for a protein of 135 amino acids. Lineage: Eukaryota; Metazoa; Arthropoda; Insecta; Lepidoptera; Pieridae. The transcript is spliced from 2 exons.
GUCUCUACGGUCAUGGAGCAUAACCGUUGCCUAGGAUUCUUCUUUGGCUCGGUCUAUAUUAAGUUCCAGGGGCCAAAGGGUAAAUAUACCGAACGGCCCCCCGAAUGGGACAAACCAACGGUGGAAAACGUGACCACGUCUGCAAAGUCGGAUUCUGACUUAAACAAGGCUGCAACACUGCCUAGUUUAACGACAGAAAGUGAGGAGCAAGCCACAGCUCCCUCCACAUCGCGCGACACAACUGAUGCGCCUAUGGAGGUGACGCCUGACGAUGAACUCAUCCUGCUCUCAGUAGAUUCGGACGACCCUGAGUCGGCUGUUUCGGAGAGUGGUGAUGAGUACACCAGAAGGUUCGGUGGUUUGGCCCUUGGUCAGGAAGAAGGGGGGAUGCUAUCUGAUGAUGGCGAACCCCUCAUCUGAAUGCCACUUUCUUCAAGCAAACCUCCAGCACAGUCAGAGCGCUACGGCUCAGCUCAGGAAAUGGCUGGAGGUAACCACUACGGCCAUUGUGCUUAUCCAAGAGCCGUGGGUAAGCAACUCUGGCAAAAUCAACGGCCUCACUAACAUCGGAGGGAUGUAUGCGCCAUCCUACUACUAGGCGACAACAACCACAGGCCCAACAUUGUGAUCGCCUCGACGUACAUGCCGGCAGACGA